AUAUAGCGCUACUAUUAAAUGGCGAAGUGUAGUGAUCGUACUAUCCGCGAAGUCAGACAGUGAUCGAGUCGUGGCACGGUCCGACACACUGUUUCCUAUCGAGCGCAAUAAUCGGGUAAUAAUCGGAAAAAAUGCGGGAAUGCAUAUCCAUUCACAUCGGGCAAGCGGGCGUGCAAAUGGGAAACGCCUGUUGGGAGCUCUAUUGUCUGGAGCACGGUAUCCAUCCAGACGGGCAGAUGCCCAGCGAUACUACCGUGGGCUCCGGAGACGAUUCCUUUAACGCGUUCUUCUCCGAGACAGGUUCAGGGAAGCAUGUCCCGCGAGCGGUUUUGAUCGAUCUCGAGCCAACGGUGGUAGACGAGGUACGUACGGGCACUUACAAGCAAUUGUUUCAUCCGGAACAAAUGAUCACCGGCAAGGAGGAUGCGGCUAAUAAUUAUGCCAGGGGUCAUUACACAAUAGGGAAAGAGAUCAUAGAUCUCACUUUGGACAGACUACGCAGACUAACGGAGCAGUGCAAAGGCUUGCAGGGCUUCUUAAUCUUCCAUUCGUUCGGCGGUGGUACGGGAUCCGGAUUCUCGAGUCUGCUAAUGGAACAACUGUCCGCCGAUUAUCCGAAGAAAAGUAAACUGACCUUCAGUAUUUAUCCGGCGCCAGAGGUAUCGACUGCAGUGGUGGAGCCGUACAACGCAAUUCUGUACACUCAUCCGACAUUGGAGCACAGCGAGGUGGCUUUCAUUGUAGACAAUCAGGCCAUUUUUGAGCUAUGCAGAAGGAACCUAAAUAUCGAUCGACCGACCUAUACAAAUCUGAAUCGGCUGAUUGGACAAAUAGUGUCAUCCAUCACCGCCAGCUUACGAUUCGACGGAGCCCUGAAUGUCGACCUCACCGAAUUCCAGACGAAUCUCGUGCCCUAUCCACGUAUCCACUUUCCGCUCGCGACGUAUGCUCCUGUUAUGUCAGCGGAGAAGGCCGGGCAUGAGAGAGUGACCGUCGCGGAGAUAACAAACUCCUGCUUCGAUCCGACUCACCAAAUGGUGAAUUGCGAUCCGCGCUUGGGGAAGUACAUGGCGGUAUGUUUGCUGUACAGAGGCGAUGUGGUACCCAAGGACGUGAACGCGGCGAUCGCGAUGCUAAAACGGCAGAAGCACGUGCAAUUCGUGGAAUGGUGCCCGACGGGAUUCAAGGUGGGAAUAAAUUAUCAACCACCCACCGUCGUACCGGGUGCGGAUCUCGCGCGGGUGGAAAGAGCGGUAUGCUGCCUGUGCAACACGACGGCGAUUGUGGACGCAUGGGCCCGACUAGAUCGUAAAUUCGACCUCAUGUACGCCAAGCGAGCUUUCGUGCACUGGUUUGUCGGGGAAGGCAUGGAGGAGGGUGAGUUCUCCGAAGCCCGGGAGGAUCUGGCCGCCUUGGAGCUCGACUAUCGCGAGGUGCAGGAAGACACCGUCAACACCGAGGAAGAGGAGGAAUACUGAGCUCGCUAUAAAAGAUUAAUGCUAAUAUAUGUCGCAAUACGCUUUACCAUUAUAUAUCCUA
Messenger RNA from Vollenhovia emeryi, 1539 nucleotides. Its product is annotated as tubulin alpha-2/alpha-4 chain-like. Gene Ontology annotation, biological process: mitotic cell cycle; microtubule cytoskeleton organization. Gene Ontology annotation, cellular component: microtubule; cytoplasm. Lineage: Eukaryota; Metazoa; Arthropoda; Insecta; Hymenoptera; Formicidae. The transcript has 9 exons. Gene Ontology annotation, molecular function: structural constituent of cytoskeleton; GTP binding. The coding region runs from base 132 to 1478 and encodes 448 amino acids. The record is from RefSeq and is a predicted model, not a curated record.